CUACACAAGGAACCAAGAACAAAAAUAAGUCUGAUGUAUCCCCUCUGAAACUGGUGACUUCCUCCAAAGUUGAAGGUGAGAAAUUGUGCUGCAGAAAUCACAUUCUCUCAGAAAGCGAUGUGAGCGAUGGACAACAUCUAUGCCAAUGUUGAAUGCAGCAAACCUGGCCAAUCAAGACCUUCAGCAAGUCAGACAGGUCCCAGGAGCUCUGAGAGGAGGUUUCAUGGAGCUGUUGUUCUCUCUCUGAGUCUGCUGAGUGUUCUCCUGCUGGCUGGGCUCAUCGGCCUCGGCGUCCACCACUAUAACUCCGUACAGCUUUCAGCUGAAGAAGCCAACCUGACUGAGCGUCUUCAGGCCAGUAAUGACAAACUCUUCUCCCUGACUGAAGAGAGAGACCUGCUUGUUGCCAAUCUCACUGAAAUGACUAAAGAGCUGAACAGGCUUCAGAAGACAUUUUGUCCUGUAGGAUGGAGGAGGUUUAGUCAUGCCUGUUAUUUCCUCUCCUGUAACACUGGUUCCUGGGAAAAAGGCAGAGAGGACUGCAGAGCCAAAGAAGCAGACCUAGUGAUCAUAGACAGUCUUGAAGAGCAGACGUUCCUCUCUAACCUCGUCAAGGAAGAAACUCUGGCUUGGAUCGGUUUGACUGACGAAGCCAUGGAGGGAACCUGGAUAUGGAUCGAUGGAACUCCACUGUCUCUGCAGUACUGGAGGAACACACAGCCUGAUAACGGUGGUGGAGAUCAAAGUCUCGGGGAAGAGGACUGUGGCCAAAUCAUACUGGGGACGAAUGAUUUAAAGAACUGGAAUGAUUUGCCUUGUAAAACUGAUGUGAAAUGGAUCUGUGAGAUAAGCGAUUAGCGUGAACGCGUAAUGAAAUACAUCAGAAAAUGUCUUCCACCUACAAAUCAUGGCUGAGUUGGUAGUAAGAGAGAUAUUUUGUAAUUAUAUCACCAAACCACCUAAAGAUGAACGUUCUGUCUAUCACAAAAUUGCAAUACAACAACCUCAUAUAGUUCAAUUAUUCGGUCUGUUUGUACAUUUGUGACUUUGCUAUUGCUCUGUGAGGUUUCCAAGAGAGCACAUGAUUAUAUUAAUUAUACUGAUUUUGAAUACCCCACCAAUAUUAAAUCCAUGAUUUAUCCUCCUCCUUUCCUCCUCUUUUAAUCAAUUUCCAAAAACGGGUAUCCACAGGUUUUCCUUUUUUUCAUUUACCAUGACAUUUUAUUAUAAAAAUAAAACUACGGCCAUUCUAAUCAAACACACAGA
Molecule: messenger RNA, 1266 nt
Organism: Seriola dumerili (greater amberjack)
Lineage: Eukaryota; Metazoa; Chordata; Actinopteri; Carangiformes; Carangidae
Product: C-type lectin domain family 4 member E-like
Exons: 6
Coding region: 127-858 (243 amino acids)
Source: RefSeq, a predicted model, not a curated record